UGUUUUCUAUUUCUGUUGUUUAGUUUUUACUCCGCUGUAUUAAUCACACUUUCAGUCCGAACAGAAACUUAAGGACACACAAAGUAUUUCCCAAAACAUUUUAAUUCAGUCGUUACUUUGCCAGUAAAAUAGAAAUCUUGAAAGAAUUUGUAAAUAUUGUUGGGAUGUGAAGCUCAAGUUCAGUAAAGUCUUAGUAUAAUAAUAUCUACAUGUUAAUAUGCAGAAUCGCUGUGGGAAAAAGUCAUGUUUGCUGAUUGUUUUCAUUAACAGUCUUUAUGUUGGAUUUAAUUUGUUCCUUUGUUUUUCUGUUCAUUUGCUUUGUAUAUGGUAUAAAUAUAACACGUGUCAGAAACAAGAACAAACAGCAAGAAAAUAUGAUCGAAAUAAUAUCAAAUAACUCAAAUACAAGUAUCACGUGAAAUAUAAAAAUAGACAUAACAGGAAGUCAAUAAGUCAAGAAAUUACAUGAUCAGUAUUUAAAGAUAAUGCAGGUGUAAUACAUUCGAUAUGUUGCCAUAGUAACACAUCAUUUUCAUUAAUUUUUAUUUGUGUUUGUUUUUCAUUCAAAGUUUUAAAUCAUUUUCAGAGCUCGAGUUGUUUUGAUAACCUUCCUUACGUGUGUAACGGUGUCGGUGCUCAUUUGUCCUCAGUAGCACUUGAAUGCAUCGCUCUCUCUUGAUUGGCCAUCCUCUAUCUCCGCUGCUCAGUGCUCCUCUCUGAUUGGUCACCUCGUAUGUCAGUUAAGAUAUUUUCCCGCCUCAGUUAAAAUCGAGGCGGGCCCGUCUUGUGUAUGGGGUGACGUCAUUAGUGGACUGUCCAGACCAUGAUGGCGGCAGCAGGAGCAGUGGCGGAGUUGGGCGGCGGUCCCGGUUCUUCUCCCUCCGGUCCCUCGCGGCCUGUGGCGGCGGACUACUCGGUGCUGGUCGUGGUGGGAGCGCUGCGGCCCGCCGGGCUGCUGGAGCAGCUGCUGCGGCAGAUAGACUCAGGUGUGCGGUGCUGGCCUGUGGAUCUGGAUGUUUCUGUUCUGGAUCAGCAGCUAAAACUGUUUGUCUCCAGACACUCGGCCCUCCUGUCAGAACACGUCCCAGCUGAUUGUCCCCCUGCAGGCCAGAGGACUCUGCAGCACCACGGAGAUGUUCUGGACACUCAGGUUGUUGUGAAUCCAGCUCAUGACUUCGUCUGCUCGGAGGUCCGGCGGCUCAUCUGUGAUUCAUCGAGACACAAACUGUUGGUUCUGGCCGGUCAGUGUGUUGAAGACAGCGGAGACAUCGUUUUACAGAGAGGCUGCUUUUCUCUCAGUCACCUGGUCCACAUAUUUGAAGAUGAGGAGGUGGGAGAGUUGUUGAGCUCUGCUGACCCAGCGAUCAAGGUCAGCCUCACCAUCAGCUGUCCAGACUUUGGUCUCUGGAAAGACUCUGUGUUGGAAAAACACAACCUUCAGGACUUCAUCAACAUCCGGAUCAACCCUCCCCUCGUCCUCCCAGAGAUGGAGGGUCUGCAGGAGUUCACCGAGUACCUCUCUGAGUCUCUGGAGCCUGAAUCCCCCUUCGACCUGCUCGAGCCCCCAAGCACCGUAGGCUUCCUGAAACUGUCACGGCCCUGCUGCUACAUCUUCCCCGGCGGGAGGGGAGCCUCAGCUUUCUUUGCUGUUAAUGGUUUUAAUGUCCUGGUUAACGGUGGCUCUGAUCCACGAUCCUGCUUCUGGAAACUGGUUCGACACCUGGACAGGAUCGACUCGGUGCUCUUGACUCACAUCGGCGUAGACAAUCUGCCCGGGCUGAACAGUCUGCUGCAGAGGAAGGUGGCAGAGCAGGAGGAGGAGCCGACUGGAGCUCAUACUGAAGAGGAGUGGAUGAAGAACCUCAUCUCUCCUGAGAUCGGGGUGGUCUUCCUCAACGCUCCUGACAGACUGAAGUCCAUCCAAGGAGAUCCUAGCGAGCUGCGGAGCUGUGACCAGGUGGCACUCACUCUGCAGCUCUUAGAGAGACUAGCAAUCAAACCCGAGCCCAUCAGCCGGUCCAGCAGCGCCGCUAUAGAACCCGUCAUCCUGUUUCAGAAGAUGGGAGUUGGCCGUCUUGAGCUGUACACUCUGAAUCCAGUCAGCGGCAGCAAACACCUCGAAGCUUUAAUGCAGAUUUGGCCAAAUGGCAGAUCAGAUGUGAAGGGCUCAGAUCUUCCACUCCCGUGCCUUGUUUCCAUUUGUGCUUUGCUGGUCUGGCAUCCGUCCAGCCCCCAGGAGAAGAUUGUCCGUGUCCUUUUCCCAGGGUGCACACCGCAGACCAAAAUCCUGGAAGGACUUGAAAAACUCAAACAUCUUGAUUUCCUCAAACAUCCUGUGGUCAGUUUGAGGGACCUCGAAACAUUCAAAUCAGAGAAACAACCUAAAAGAGCAGAGAGUCGUGAAAGCCUUAAGUCUCAGUCGAAGGACUUCAGACCCAGCAGUGCCUUACAGAAAGACAAGCUUGGACGAGUUGAUGUCAAAAAACAGGAGGUGAAAAUGAAGCCGGGUGGUGACACUGCAACUAAAGACAAGAAGGAUGGGGAAGAAAAGCCCAAACUGAAGGACACAGAACCUAAAUCAAAACCACCUAAACCUGCAGAAAAAGUUGUUCCAAAGAAAGAAGUGUCAAAAGAAGAGAAGAGGGAAGUGAAGAAGGAGGAUAAAGCUCAAGCUGCCGUGGUAAAGAAAGAAGAAAGUGGAGAUAAAAAGAAAGAAGUGGUCAAGAAAGAAACUCUCACAACAAAACCAAAGAAAGACAUCAAACCUGAACCAAAAAAAGAUGGCAAGAAGGAUGUAAAAACAGAGGAGAAGAAAGUAGCAAAACCAGCUGUGAAAGAAGUGAAGAAACCAACAAGUGUAGCGUCAACAGGAAGUGCAGAAUUGAGAAAAGCUUCGGGGAAGAUUGGGACUCUGAGGAAAGACGGAACUCUUCCAAAGAAAGACACUCUGACAAAAGGGACAAAAGUUAAACCAGGUACAAAGGAGCAGGAAAACCAGAAGGAGGCAGAUUGCUCCAAGGUGUCGACACCAAAGGACAUGACGGCUGAGUUUGAACAACUUCGAUUGGAAGAGGACAACAGGAACAGGGGUCAGAACUCAAAAGUCACUGCAGUCAUGAAUGAGGCGAAUGGGAACCAGACCGCGAUCGUCGAGAGUCCAGAGAAGUUCCGAUGUGAGACAGAACGGGAUGUGUCCUCACCUCUCAACACAACUGUAAAGGGUGUUAAUUUUGAUCUCAGUCCAGCUGCAUCCCAGCCAGUCGGAGGCUUGUUGAAAAACAGACCAGAUGACGUGUCAGACUCCGACUGUGCAGGCCGAACCCCUCUGGAGGAUUUCAACCAGGGAGGCUCCUGUAGGACAUCUGACCUAAACUCCACGUCCUCUCAGGACAAACAGUACAGUCUUCUGACACUCAGUCCUUUCAAAGACAUCAUGCCAGACUCCUCGUCCACCGUGACCUCAAUGCCGGCAGAGGUCGGCUCUCCACACUCCACAGAGGUCGAUGAUUCUUUGUCUUUCUCUUUGGAACAAAUGCUGCCACCCUCUGCAGUCUCACCCAAAGGUCCUCUGGGAGUCUACUCCAAUGGACAUGUCAGCGAUUUGGGCAACAACACUGAGCUGGCCUUAGCUCAGAGGUCAAACCAUUAUGGCCGCUGUGGAGACAGAUCAGAGGAACACAUCCACGGGCUCUCAGAGCUCAUCUCAGAUGUUCCUCAUGACGUCGAUCUCUGUUUGGUGUCGCCGUGUGAGUUCCAACACCCGAAGACUCCAGAGAACCAUCAUCAUCAUCAUGAUCAUCAUCAGCACGUCAGCCCCGUCCUCGCCACCAGGACCUCACCUGACCUCUCUGAUAACAACAACCACUCACGGGAUCCAAGCAGCAGUGACUGCCCCUCAGCUUACAGCCAGGAGACGCCACCCACAUCUGUCAGUGAGUCCCUGCCAACAGCGACAGACUCUGACGUCCCCCCGAACACCGAGGAAUGUCCCUCCAUCACAGCAGACAUGGACUCUGAUGACGACUCCAGCAGCCUGUUCCCACACGAUCUUCCCAGUCAGAUCUACGGCCACACCUCCCACGACCCCCCACCUGCCCCCGUCAAAGAUCUGCCCCCAUUACCACCCCAGCCGGGAGCCUGCACCGUCGAUUCUGAGGCUGAUUGCCCGAACAAGAACCCAAAGGCUUCAACUGCCAAGAAGAAACCGACAGGUAUGACACAGAAGGCGACCUCCGGGAGCUCAACAGCUCAAAAUGGAAAGACCAAAGUGGGCAGCUCCACGGGGUCCCUGAGGACCACCUCCAGCCUCGACACCAAACCAUCAACACGAAGUUCUCUGGGAGGAUCCAGGAUCGGGACUGCAAAAUCAUCAUCCUCAGCUUUCAGAGCUACUGGUUCUGCUGCUUCUGAAAGUUCUGUGGUGUAUGUGGACCUUGCCUACUUGCCGUCGGGCGAUGCCUCCUCCACCGUGGACCUGGAGUUCUUCAGACGCCUUCGCUCGUCUCAUUACAUCGUGAGCGGGGACGAUCCUGUGAAGGAGGAGUCGAUGAGGAGCAUCCUGGAUGCUCUGCUAGAGGGGAAGAAGAGCUGGCCAGAGGUUCAGGUGACUCUGAUCCCGACGUUUGACUCACUGGCAAUGCACGAGUGGUACCAGGAGACCCACGACAGGCAGCGUGACCUGUCAGUCACCGUGCUGGGGAGCAACAGCACCGUCGCCAUGCAGGAGGAGACCUUUCCUGCAUGCAAGGUGGAGUUCUGAGGCCCCGCCCACCUCAGACCGCCUCACAGGUGGGCCAGAAGGUGCAGAGGAGCCUGUUGCCAUGGUUGCACUCAGGCCAGAUGACGGGGCCUGCAGAGUCCCCGCCCCCUUCAGUUGAGUCAUAUCAGUGAGCAUGCCCAGUUAGUCCCCACGCAGAGGAGACAGGAAGUCCAGAUGAAAUGCGUUCCUUUAGACUUCCUGCUCCUGUGUGACGUCACUGCACGGUUAACCCUGGCAAUUCCUGUCAGUUUAUCUCUGCUGGAUGAGGAACUUCAGCUAUCAGAUGUUAGCCUGUUAGCUGCAGGCUAAAUAUCAACACUAACAUAUCAGUUUGAUUUGAGUAGAGUAUUUAAUGAUGUCACAGAAAUAUUAGAUUCUUCCUUCAGUCAGCUUUUCAAAACGAGCAGACGUGUUAGUGAGACAAAGCACACACAAGUACAGAUAGCUACUGUUAGCUUAAGUUAGCUACUUUUAGCUAAAGUUAGCUACUGUUAGCUAAUGUUAGCUACUGUUAGCUAAAGUUAACUACUGUUAGCUAUUGUUAGCUAAAGUUAGCUAAUGUCAGCUCUUGAUAUCAUCCAGUUUCUGUUUUAGACUGAUUUACUUUUGUAGUGUUAAUAAUAAACAGGGGAUGACAUCACAUGACACAACAUUGCAUGAUAACAUCACAGUAGGUGGCUGUAACACACUUUAACGCUGAUGAACAAACAGACGGUGCAUUAACUAUCCAACAGUGUCCAGCGUGUUGUCACUUCAGUCACAGAAUUGCGUCCGAGACGAUACUCGAACUCAAGUAAUCAUCCAAAACAUCUUCAUCAGAUCUUCGGUCACGUGAUCAUGUGCUGAAGGUCUCACCUUGAUGCUCACCUUGUUCUCAGAAUAACGAUGAGACUCAAGAUGUUUUCUUGUAACUGCGACUACGAGUCACGAUGAUGGAACGAUCUGUUUCUUUACUUUUAUUAAUGACUCGAUGUUCCUUUAACUGAGCUCUUUAUGUUUUAUCAUUUGAUGACAAAUAAUUUUACAGUCUUUGUUUCACUGUCAUGAAUCUCCAUGUUGAAUCUGGAUUUCAUUAUUAUGAAAUCUUUUAAAUGUUUUGUUUGUUAUUCAACUUAUUUGAUUAUGAGAAAACAUCUUCAGUAUUGAUUGAUCGAUCGAUUGAAGAGGCUGUAGUUCCUGAUCCAGCUGUUGUUGUGAUUUGUUGGUCUUCACUUAGUUUAAUGAUAUUUGGGACCAUCUGUUGGCUUUCAGCAGAUCUCUGAUCAGUUUCCACAUGUGAAGGUUAGAACACGCAUGCAUGCAGCACAGGUCUCAGGUCAGAGCUCACCUGUCUGUUAAUCCUCUUUGAUUCAUAUACUUUGAGUUUUGAUUCUGGUCUGACUGAAGGUCUGCGGCUCACUUCUGUCUGGCUCUGAAUAUUACAUUACCCAUGAGCCUCAGCUGCUGAGCCGAUCCAAGAUCUAAAGGUUUAUAGAUUUAUCAAACGAGCCUGGCAACAGAGUGUGGAGUCUCUGAUUGGACGGUUCUGACAACAGUGCAUUCUGUGUGCAACAAGUCCUCCUCACAUGAUUUAAGCAGUCAGUUUUAUCUGUGGGAUAAAAAUCAAUGUAUCACUAUCCGAUCAGAAUGUUCCUUUUUACUCAGUUGUUUCCAUGUUUUUCAUUUCUCAGUUUAGAAACGUCAGCUGAACCCACAAAGAUAAAAAAACGCUUUUAAAUUUAACAUCAGAAACAUUUCAACAUUUAACUUAUUUAUUUAUUUCCUUUUUUAAUCAAAUUGUCUUUUUUUUAAAUCCACGUCUGAACUUUGGUACGAGCUCCUCACAGAUCAGCUGACCUUUGAUCAUUAUUGAUCAUUAAAUGUUUCACAUUCACUUUGAUUCAAACAGAAAAUCUUGGUGUGAGUGACUUAAACCGUGAAGCUUUAAUAAAUCAAACGUUCUGAUCUUCAGGUAGUUCAGGACUUCAGUUUUCUUGCCAAAGUUUUAUUGAUGUGUAUCUGAAGGUUUUAUUUUUGUUAUUGGAUGAUAAAGUGCUGAUUUAAAGGAGCAGGUGACUGUUUUAUUAUUGUUCACAACUUAUCCUGUUAUUGUAGAAUAAAACCAGAUCUGAACAGUCAAAACACAGAGAAGUUGUAAUAUUAUUGAACUGAAGUCAUGAUUUGGAGAAAAAAGAGAAGUUUUAUGAUUACCGGAGAAAGGUGACUUUGAGUUUCAACGUCCUGAUGUUGAUGAUGAUGAUGAUGAUGAUGAUGAUGAUGAUAAUAAUAAUAAUAAUAAUAAUAAUAAUAAUAAUGAUAAAAAAGUUAUAAUUCUUGAUAAUUGUUAUUAUUAUUGUUAUAAUAAUUGCUAAAAUAAUAGUACUACUACUAAUGAUAAUAUUAUGAUUAUUGUUAUCAUAGACUUUUUUGUAAAUUAAACUUUGUCAGAUUUGUACCAUAACUGCAAAACUUCAGUUUAUCUGUUUUAUUCAAAACUAUAAAUUAAUUAUUGAACAACUCUUUUGAUAAUUGGACUGUGGAGUAUGAAAGAUAAGUCGUCUCUGUUAAAUGUGACAGUGAACAACUGCUCAUGGAAUCCAGAACAGAGUCAACACAUUAUCAUCUUAAUUAUUGUCUUUAAUCAAUUAAAUAAGUUGUGACAGAAAAACAUCCGUUUCUCUCCAAAUAUUGACUUUGUUGGAUAAUAUUCUUCUUCUCUUCCUCCAAGUUCUGCAGACGACCUUCCAUUCAGCUUUGUGUAAUUUUAUUUUGAAAAUGCUUUCUCCACUUCGCCCUCUCAGCACAUGUGCGCUUGUGCGCACACACACACACACACACACAGAUGUAAUGUGUGUAUUGAAACACUAAUUUUAAAUAUUCUUUCAGAAUAAAAGUAGCCCUUCAACAGUG
Acanthopagrus latus (yellowfin seabream) is the source of this 7648-nucleotide messenger RNA. It is a transcript of the gene map1sa, whose product is annotated as microtubule-associated protein 1Sa. Gene Ontology annotation, biological process: dendrite development; microtubule cytoskeleton organization; axonogenesis. The coding region runs from base 824 to 4759 and encodes 1311 amino acids. Gene Ontology annotation, cellular component: microtubule; dendrite; microtubule associated complex. The transcript has 7 exons. The record is from RefSeq and is a predicted model, not a curated record. NCBI's taxonomy places the organism in Eukaryota, Metazoa, Chordata, Actinopteri, Spariformes, Sparidae. Gene Ontology annotation, molecular function: microtubule binding; actin binding.